GUUCCUCUCGACGAGGUCUUCCGGUUCGUUUGGGUCUCUGAUAGUUCAUUUCUUACAGGGCAAGUGACAACCAUUCUCGAUCUCGUUGUAUUUAAACCCCCGCCGUGCUCAACCGUCCGAGUUCGUGCCUUUUCGUCUGUCCCUUGAUACAUGCGCUUUGCGUCUCUUGCAAGCCUAUUUCUCUGCGCAGCCACUACCAUCCUCAUUCUAGCUGUCUUGGUCCCAACCGUGGACUUCUCUAGCAUCACCCAGCACAUCCCGUUCCUCGUCUCGCUGACUCCUCCUCCGACCAGAAUGGCGUGGCGCUGCUCCGGGCGGUCCAACGCCGAGCUCAUCCAGAACCUCUUCAACGCGGGCGUCAUCCAGGCGCCGCGGGUGCGCGACGCCAUGAAGUCCGUCGACCGCGCACACUACUGCCCGUCCUCGCCGCACGCGGCGUACGAAGACUCGCCGCAGCCGAUCGGAUACUCGGCCACCAUCUCCGCGCCGCACAUGCACGCGGCGGCCUGCGAAUCGCUCUUGCCGUUCAUGCCCGAGAACAAAGGCGCGAAAGUGCUGGACAUUGGCUCCGGGAGCGGGUACUUGACACACGUGCUGGCGAACCUGGUCUGCGGGCCCGAUGGCAAGGGAGACGGCAAAGUCGUGGGCAUCGAUCACAUCAAGGGCCUCGUGGACAUGUCGCGGGAGAACAUGCAGCGGAGCCAAGAGGGCCGGGAGCUGCUCGAGUCCGGCAAGGUCGAGCUCAUCACCGGCGACGGCCGCAAGGGGUACCCCGAAGGCGGACCCUACGACGCCAUCCACGUCGGCGCCGCGGCGAGCGAAAUGCACCAGAUCCUGGUUGACCAGCUAAACAAGCCCGGGCGGAUGUUCAUCCCCGUGGAAGACGUGGGCGGCUGGGGCUCCCAGUGGAUUUGGGUGGUGGACAAGGACAAGGACGGCAAGGUCACCAAGAAAAAAGACAUGGGUGUUAGGUAUGUGCCAUUGACAGACGCGCCAUCUUGACAAUCACAGAAAUUGCUCGACUGGUGGCACAAUUUGUGGUGGAGAGGGAGGUAGGUUCGGCGUGGUUUGAUACAGCGACGAGGCCAUUGACGAUGUCUGUGUAUUAUUGCUAUGGACACGACUCGACCCCUCCAGCGUGAGGGCUUUGUAUAACAAAGAAAAAAAAAUAUGACUGAGACUGCGGAUACACAUAGCGGAAUGCGGGAUUGGCGUGGCAGGGUGAAUAAUGUCUCUGUCCACGAUUCAAACCGGAUGUCACAACCUGGUCUGGCAGCGGUUGGGACUAAUACGAGAUUGACACGUCAAAAUCAUCCGCUUCUCAUGCCAUCCAAUAUUCUGCACCCUUUCAUAGGCGGGCUUGAUGACCACUCAGAGUAGCUCCCUCCAUUUCCGCGUCAGCAGGUUCAUCUGAAAGAACCAUGUCUACUUUGCCUCUACCAUCGGCUCCUCCGCCACAUAGUGCAAGUAGGCCCCUAG
Molecule: messenger RNA, 1479 nt
Organism: Cladophialophora immunda
Lineage: Eukaryota; Fungi; Ascomycota; Eurotiomycetes; Chaetothyriales; Herpotrichiellaceae
Product: protein-L-isoaspartate O-methyltransferase
Exons: 1
Coding region: 151-1002 (283 amino acids)
Biological process (GO): protein modification process
Cellular component (GO): cytoplasm
Molecular function (GO): protein-L-isoaspartate (D-aspartate) O-methyltransferase activity
Source: RefSeq, a predicted model, not a curated record